CGAACGUUGGUCAACACUGAAAAUUUAAGCUCGAGUAAAACAUAAAAAAAAUAAAUCUUACGCUAAUUUUUGCAAUUUAAGUUCUCAUCAUGAACAUAAAUCUACCGAAUUUCAAUGUAAAGAAUCUGGUCAAGGAGGCGGGCAGCACAAUAUCGCGCGUUGUCCAGCUCACAGAAGAGAAACUGGGCACAACUGAACGUACGGAAUACGAUUUGCAUUUUCAAAAUUUAGCUGAACGUGCCGAUGUAACGAAAUCAUGGACGGAAAAAAUUGUCCGGGAUACCGAAUCGGUGCUAAUACCAAAUCCUCAGAAUCGUGUGGAGGAUUUCAUUUUCGAGAAAAUCGAGAAAACAAAACCAAAACGUUUAAGCAAUUUGGAGCACUUGGCUUUGGAUAUGAUCGAGGCUGGCGGAGAUUUCGGCCAGGAUAUGGCCUAUGGUCAGGCUCUUAUCAAGGUGGGUCAGGCCGAACAGAAGCUGGGCCAGUGUGAGCAUGAUUUCAUUGCCACAUCGGGCAUAUGCUUUACGCAACCUUUGCGCAAAUUUCUCGAUGGUGAGAUGAAAACCAUCAGCAAGGAGAGGGGCAUAUUGGAGACGAAACGUUUGGACUUGGAUGCCUGCAAAAAUCGUGUAAAAAAGGCACGCAGCAUGCUGGGUCAACAGUCGAAAGAUGGCAUCUCGCCAGAAGUUGUCUUCGAACAGGCUGAACGCGAUUUGCGUGUAGCUCAAGCAGAAUUCGAUCGCCAGUCGGAGAUUACCAAACUUCUGCUAGAUGGGAUUAGUACAUCACAAGCAUCACAUUUGCGUCACCUGCAUGCAUUUGUCCAGGCACAGGUACGCUACUAUAAGCAAUGCGGCGAUGUUAUGGAGCAACUGCAACGCGAACUAGCCAAUUUGGGAGGCCCGACACCAUAUAUACCGCUCGAUGUGAAUGAAGCUGGUGGAGCCGGCAACAAGUCCAAUACAUCUGGCGGAUCAUCUGGUCGUGGCAGUAAUAAUAAUAGCAACAAUCAGGCCACGGCUGGUCAGCCCAUUAAUGUCAAUACGGAUCAAAUGCAGCGAGCUCGUGUCUUGUGCUCAUAUGAUGCCAAAGAUCACACCGAACUGAAUCUCAGUGCAAAUGAGGUUAUCUUUGUUACAGAAUGCUCGCCUGUCAAUGAGGAUUACAUGUACGGCAAGCAGGGCCUAAUGAAAGGUCUUGUGCCUCGAGCUUUUGUUGAAAUGCUAGAUGAGCAGGACAUUGCCUUCUAAAGCAAAAAAAAAAAAAAGGGGGAUACCCCAAAACACAAUACUCAUAUACAAUAUACAUUCACAAGCUAUAUAUACACAGAUAUAUGUUAUAUAGGCAAAGGCAAUUGGACAAUUAUAUAAUGUGGUCGGGUCAGCAAUAACUAACUGAUCCUGGCAAGAGAGAGUACAAUAAUUUAUCACAUAUACAUAUUAAAUAUACAUUUAGACAUAUUAGAGAGCCUUUUCCUAGUUUAGAUCACGUUUCAUUUGCUUUAUUCCUAUUCCUUCUUACAACUGCUUUCAAAAGUCUGCUUAAACUACAAAAACAAUUAUGAAAAUCUAACAUUUUUAGCUCGUUACAUGAAUCUCUUAUAUAUAACUAAAACAAAAACAAAAAGAAUGAUCUUAUUCGAAAUCAAACUCAAUUACCUAUUUAAAAAUUUAUUGGGAAAUUCUCGAAAAAUUUAUUAUUGUUAACUAUAACUAUAUAUAUAUAUAUGAAUCUACUAUGAAAGAUUAUUACUCAAAGUAUUAUAUUUUGUGUUAUAUUGUUUAAUGUUAGUUUAAAAAAUACGAAACUAUCAAGAAAAUGCGCUUUUAAAUAUAUAUAUAUAAAUUAUAUCAUAA
Drosophila willistoni is the source of this 1856-nucleotide messenger RNA. RefSeq names its product endophilin-B1 (gene EndoB). The record is from RefSeq and is a predicted model, not a curated record. Gene Ontology annotation, biological process: membrane organization. The coding region runs from base 90 to 1250 and encodes 386 amino acids. The transcript has 6 exons. Lineage: Eukaryota; Metazoa; Arthropoda; Insecta; Diptera; Drosophilidae. Gene Ontology annotation, molecular function: protein binding. Gene Ontology annotation, cellular component: cytoplasm; membrane.